AUGACCGCGUCGACCUUAGGAUCUCAAAUGCGCCGAGUAGAAAUCACUGGUUUUGAAGUUAUUGUUAAGCCCUACUGUCUUCGGUAUGUUGGAGCGAAGGCGUUCAAUAACAGCGAGGAAGUCUCAGAGGCCCUCCAAAAUGUUAUGUUGCAGCACCGUGAUAUCUCUACAUCUGUCCGACACUACGACGUCGAUGUUGACGCCCAGGACAUCAUCCCUCAAUAUGCUUCCAGAGGUUUGCGCACGACGGAUACCGUCACCAGACGGAAACAGAAAUGGAACGACCGAAAAGCCAAGUUCGAGCGCGCCUGCAUGGCCUGUCACGCUCGCUUUGGCUCCCUGGACGAAGUGACGCUUUCCCAAUACCACCGUCCGUUAUGGGAGAAACUGCAACGUUUCCAGGCACAAGCCAAGGAAGCGAAGCAGAGAUAUGACCGGGCUGUUCGUGAACUGCGCAACGAGAAGCAACGACAGCGGAACCGCCGGAUCCGAGAGAACCUGCAGCGUUAUCGGGACGAACAGUCCGUGAUCGACUUGGAAUGCCAACUGGCAGGGAUCACGAUCGAUACCAAGGCCAUGGAGACCUUGGAUCGCCAGGAUUCCAUGUCUGCGCAACAUCUGACCUAUAUUGAGAGCAUGCUCCCGUAA
This is a messenger RNA of Talaromyces rugulosus, 648 nucleotides long. RefSeq lists its product as uncharacterized. Lineage: Eukaryota; Fungi; Ascomycota; Eurotiomycetes; Eurotiales; Trichocomaceae. The record is from RefSeq and is a predicted model, not a curated record. The transcript is spliced from 4 exons. Bases 1 to 648 code for a protein of 215 amino acids.